UCGCCCGGGGCGGCGGAGAGGUGGUGGGGGUCGCGGUAGAGGCGCCUGGCACACGCGUCCCGCCUUCCCCUGAUCCCCCCUUCCCUGCGGCGGGUGGUGCGGCCCGCUCUCAGAGGGCGGGAGCGCCGGCCCCGCCCCGCUCAGUGACACAGGCUCCGUGUGGGGAGGCGCCGGCGGCGCGGGCAGCAUCGGGUGGGACUGACCGGGCGUCGUAGCGGCGGCGACUGCGAGCCGAGCCCGGAGCAUGGCAGGGGCUGGAGCCGCUGCAGAGGCUGCUGCUGGUGCUUUCCCUGCUUCGCCGCCUCCUCCCACCCGUCGGGAACUUUUCCUAGCGGCUGGUGGCGGUGCCUCCCCCCGGUUGUGGCAGCGGCGGCGGCGGUUGCUGCGUUCGGCGGUGCCGCCUGGGCCGGGGCUGGGGCUCCUGGGACUGGUUUUCUCUCGUUUCUGCUGCAGUGCCUUAGCUGGACCAGUUGUUGAUCCACAUGUGACAGCAGUUUGGGGGAAGAAGGUUGCACUGAAAUGCAUAAUUGAUGUGAACGAAACAAUCACACAAGUUUCUUGGGAGAAGAUAUAUGGUAAAAGUUCACAGACUAUUGCUGUUCAUCACCCUGAAUAUGGAAUAUCUGUUCAAGGAGAAUACCAAGGAAGAGUGGCAUUUAAAAACUACUCACUUACUGAUGCAACAAUCAUCUUAAAAAAUGUAAGCUUUUCUGAUGCAGGAGAAUAUGUUUGCAAGGCAGUUACAUUCCCACUUGGAAAUACACAGUCGUCAACAACUGUAACAGUAUUAGUUGAACCAGUUGUGAGCUUAAUGAAAGGACCAAACCCUCUAAUAGAUGGGUCAAAUAGGACAGUAGCAGCCACUUGUACAGCAGCCACUGGAAAACCUGCUGCGCAGAUUGUCUGGGAAGGAGGCCUUGGUGAAAUGGAAUCCACCUCUAUUUUGUUUCCAAAUGAAACAGUGACAGUUGUAAGCCACUAUGUGAUUGUCCCUACACGAUUUGCAAGAGGAAGACUCAUAACCUGCGUUGUGAGGCACCCCACCCUUGAAAAAGAGAUGAGAUACCCUUUCAUGCUGGACAUACAGUAUGCUCCAGUUUCAGUAACUGGCUAUGAUGGAAACUGGUUCAUUGGAAGAGCAAAUGUUCAGCUCAAAUGUAAUGCUGAUGCAAAUCCACUACCUAUGGAAUUUAUGUGGACCAGGUUGGAUGGACAAUGGCCUGAAGGACUAUUGGCUGUUAACAACACUUUGCAAUUCAGCAGCCCUUUGACUUACAACUACACUGGGACUUACAUUUGUAAGGUGACGAAUGCCCUUGGUCAGAAAAGUGAUCAGAAGACUAUCUACAUAUUAGAUGUGCCAUUUAAGCAGACAUCUUCUGUUGCUGUAGCAGGGGCUGUGAUUGGAGCAGUCCUUGCUCUUUUUAUCAUUACCAUCUUUGUGACAGUGCUGCUGACCCCAAGGAAGAAAAGGCCAGCCUAUCUUGACAAAGUGAUUGAUCUUCCACCCACUCACAAACCAGCCUCAUUUGAGGAGAGAACAAUGUCAGUGCCACAAAAAGAAGCUAUGCUUCAGAAAGAACAUUUUGCUUUGCAGAGCCAGUACAGAGAGAGAGAUGCUGGAAACUUGCAGCACAUGAAAGCUGUGAAUGAAAGGCAACUUACUUGUGGGGCUGAAGAGCCACAGGAGCAAGAGGGUCUUCAGCCUAUGUAUCCUGUUUAUGAGCAAACUUACUACAAAAAUUGGAGCAACAGAUACCCACAAAACUCAGGACCUGGAAGAGCCUACAUCAAUCCAAGGGAGCAUUAUGUAUGAUUUUGUACCCAGAUGUCUUCAACAAGGGUUUUAUUACCUGUUGACUCUAUGACUUUCACAUCUUUUUGGCUUUCAUCUCUAAAAUAAUUGGGGGUUUUUAAUGUGUGAAAAAAAUGUAUGGAGAAUUUUAUACAGGUAAACCAUAUGGAAUUAAAAACUUGCCUCUAGUAUUUGGUAUGUCUGUGAUUUUGUAGUAAUAUCAAUCUGCCAAAUAAGGAGAGACACUUAGCUUUAUUAACCUUCAGAGUCAUAAUAUGUAUAACCUGUAUAAUUGGUUGGCACAUGCCAAAAUGUAGUUAAGCUUUUUUUGCUGGUUAAGUCUGGGAGCAUUCUCUCUGGAUAUUUUACAAUAACCUUACGCUUAUAAAAGUGAAUAAAUAUGAGCAAGACAACUGAAUGCCUUGUGAUGUUAGCAGUCUCAGGCUGAGCUAUCUUAGACAACUUGGGAUAUGAUUUUGACUGGCCUUAGCUAUUGAUUUCUCAACCAGCUCUACCUCUCUCAGUCAAAUGAAAAACUAGACUACCUCUCAAAUACUGACUGGCUGGUCCAUAAACUACACUGUUUGUCUUCCCACCUUGUUAAAAGUGAAGCAAUUACCUAACAUCAAAAACUCUUUAUUGUCUAUUGAUUCUGCCUGUUGCUGGCUUUGGUUUUACUGUUAGGUCUACAUGAAACUUAGCUGAAGGUAGAUGACUAGGCAGAAAGAACUUUCUUUAAGUGUCUUCUGUGAAUCUACAUCUUACCGUUAAACUGCUAUUUAGCUGUUUUCCCAAGUAUGAUUCCUAUUUUAGAUGCUGCAGAGUUUAUUUUCCUUGAUAAUAGAUACAUUCCUUGUUUUUUUUCUCAGUUUCCAACAGAACUGCCUGUGAUGUGUUCUUAUGUCUUAGCAAGAAAAUAAAAGCUUCAAUACACUUCAAAUGCUUGUUAGCACUGUCCUUUAAUCUUAACCAGUAGUGUGAAUUAACUGGAGAACAUCCUGACAUUACCAGUGCUAACAGUAUCCCACAUGAGUCUUUUGUGUUUGUGGUAAUGCUUAAAAAAUGUGCUCAGGAUCUUUCUAGAAAAGUAAGUUUUCCUGUGAACUAGAAAUUAAAUAUUUAGCAAGUAAAAAUAUGUACAUAAUGUGUUAGUGCUAAAAUAAGCUCAUAAGACAAUCUUAAAAUAUUUUAAGGCAGUAGAAAAACGUGAUGUGUCUAAAAUUUGCCAGAGAAAUUUAACAGUCUUGAGUAUUCUUAAGUACAUUAAGGACAUAAGUACAGAAUUAUGGUUUUCAGUCAGAUGACAUGAAGGACAAAAUGUUAAGAAUGCCUGGUGUCAUGCUGAACUACCCAUUGUACAGAAUUGAACAUUACUUCUGGGAUAUUAAUGUGUUUCUCUGCAGAUGUGUGGGGUUUUUUACAGGCAAGAGUCAAGCUGUAGAAGCAGCAGAAUUCAAAGCUAGCAUAGGUGAGUGUGCUGCAGGCACCUGUAUUCAACCUGCAUUCAUCUCCAUCACAGUACAAGUUCAUGAGAUCCCUGUCCACAGUAGGGUGAGGUAAAUUAAAUGCUUCUAGUUUGUUACAGUUAGCAGCUAGAAGAUUAUGGUGUGGGUACCUGUAUUCUGGACCCGG
Messenger RNA from Passer montanus (Eurasian tree sparrow), 3427 nucleotides. RefSeq names its product nectin cell adhesion molecule 3 (gene NECTIN3). Bases 245 to 1816 code for a protein of 523 amino acids. Lineage: Eukaryota; Metazoa; Chordata; Aves; Passeriformes; Passeridae. Gene Ontology annotation, biological process: homophilic cell-cell adhesion; heterophilic cell-cell adhesion. The record is from RefSeq and is a predicted model, not a curated record. Gene Ontology annotation, cellular component: apical junction complex; adherens junction. The transcript has 9 exons.